This is a messenger RNA of Saccoglossus kowalevskii, 3217 nucleotides long. RefSeq names its product inactive rhomboid protein 2-like. The record is from RefSeq and is a predicted model, not a curated record. Gene Ontology annotation, cellular component: endoplasmic reticulum membrane. Gene Ontology annotation, molecular function: serine-type endopeptidase activity. Gene Ontology annotation, biological process: regulation of epidermal growth factor receptor signaling pathway; regulation of protein secretion. NCBI's taxonomy places the organism in Eukaryota, Metazoa, Hemichordata, Enteropneusta, Harrimaniidae.
AUGAAUGUGUACACGACAGCUUUACCCCCACACAAUAAGACAUGUAUGGAUAUGUGCGAGCGAAUCAGCAAAGGCACUGCUGGUUUCUUUGGUGUCGGGGCAAACUGUGAUGAAGAUCAGAAGAAAUGGCAGCAAAGGAGGUGUCGCGGGAGGAGUUUCCGGCGUUUCAAAAAAGAUGUCGUGGAGGAUAUUCAGACAAGGAGGAUGGAGCAAGAGCUGGAAGGAAUUCCGCAGAUUGUUGAUCCUUUGGCUCGGGGACGUGCUUUUAGAUUCCCGCCUGGUAGUGACGAAGUUGAUGCACCGAGGCAGUUGCGGCCGACGCUUAGUACUGCUACAGCUACGAGUAGUAUUGUCAGGAGGCAGGUGACACGGGCACAACAACGUGGUAAGAGGGAGUCUGUAGCCAAGCUAGGAUGGAAAACCCUGGGAACUGUGGUCGGCAAGAUGACGGGGGCGCCACGACGGGGAACCAUUUCUCAGAGUACCCAUACUCAACGAAAACCACCAGGUCUACAUAGUCGAAGUUUUGCACCUUCAACUCUCAUUGACGAAGAUAGUGAUUUUGAUGACGAACUUGACACCUCGUUCUUCACAGGACAUGUGCUUUCCCCAUCCUCCGAGUCACUGUAUGACGAGGUGUUCUUUGAUUUCUCACCAAAGACACCGAGACGGGCUAUGCCGACCAUCGAAGAAAAGGCAUUGGAGAGUGAGAUGACUGCCUCAUCUCACUUUCAAAAAACACUAGAGAAACCAGAGAAGCCAGGCUUGGAUGAGAUAGAUGCCACAGCUCAACCGCCGCCUGCGUAUGAUGAAGUUAUUCGACCAAAGGAAGUGGAAUAUCUGCAGAUGGUACCGACUGGAUUUGGUUGGAAGAAGAAAGCCGCAGACAAGCGUUUUGAGGUAGCCCCUACAGCACCAGAAAAGCCAAUACGACGUAACAAGAUUGACUUGGAUAAAAUAUUGGAUGCUGCGUUUGACAACUCAGACCGACAUGAGUUUGGUAAGGGAUUGGUUGGAGAGUGGUUACACACAAGUUAUAAAACGCAGCGAAUGGAUACAAUGGUGGAGGAGCAGUUGGAGAAAUUAGAGGCUGAUCAUAGACCUUACUUUACUUACUGGAUAACUUUUGUACACGUACUGAUAACAAUUAUGGCUAUUGGAGUGUAUGGUUUUGCACCAGUAGGAUUUACAUUGAGAGAGCAGAGCGAUUUGAUUCUGAUGUCAAAUUUAGCUGUCGAAAGCGUUGGUUUCUAUGAACCAGAGAAUUUUUGGCUGGGACCAAGAUCGGCUGAUUUAAUACAUCUUGGUGCCAAGUACUCGCCGUGUAUGCACACUGACGCUAGAGUUUUGCAAGCAAUAUUGAAUGAUAAAGAGUAUGAGAAUACCACGGGGUGCUGUAUAAAAAAUGAUAAAGCUGGUUGUGUACAGACUACACAGGCUUUUUGUUCAGAAACAUUUGCAGUGUUUGAAAAGUGGUCUGAUACAAAUCCAGGUCCACAAGGAAGGACAUCGGGAGCUGUAUGUGGUCAAGAUCCAAGAGCCUGCACGACUCCAGCCAGUGUUCUCCCACACGAAUGGCCCGAUGACAUCACAAAAUGGCCGAUUUGUCGGAAAACUGCACAAUCUAGUCUAGAUCACAUGAAGUGUGAAAUGUCUGGGCAUCCCUGCUGUGUAGGGAUACAAGGUGAAUGUCAGAUUCAUACAAGAGAAUACUGUGAUUUUGUCAGUGGAUUUUUCCAUGAGGAAGCCACGCUAUGCUCGCAGGUGGAUUGCAUUGACAAUAUCUGUGGUCUUAUCCGGCCUCGUCAUCCUAAAUAUCCCGAUCAGUUUUACAGAUUAUGGCUUUCUCUGUUUCUACAUGCUGGACUGCUUCACCUUGCUUUAACUGUGGUAUUCCAAAUGACUAUAUUAAGAGAUUUAGAGAAAUUAGCUGGCUGGUUGCGGAUAUCGUUGAUUUACAUGAUGAGCGGAGUUGCUGGGAAUUUGCUUAGUGCUAUAUUUAUACCAUACAGAGCAGAGGUUGGUCCAGCAGCUUCCUUAUUUGGUAUACUAGCCUGCUUGAUUGUAGAAGUACUGCAGAGCUGGCAACUUUUAGAGAAACCAGGCAUAGCUCUCCUAAAGCUUCUAGGAAUUGUGGGUGUUCUACUGAUUCUAGGUCUUCUGCCGUGGAUAGAUAACUUUGCGGCGAUUGGCGGCUUUUGUUCGGGAAUCCUUCUCGCAUUUACUUUUCUUCCUUAUAUUUAUUUUGGUGAGUUUGACAAGACAAGAAAACGAAUUCAGAUUGGAGUUUGCUUAGGAUUAUACAUUUUGCUGAUGAUUUUAGGUUAUAUGGUAUUUUAUUUGUAUCCUGUUCUAGACUGUAGCUGGUGCUAUUAUUUCAAUUGUAUUCCGUUUACCGAUAAUUUCUGUGAUAAUAUGGAGAUGAAAUUGAAACCACGACAGUAUGAACUAGUCUAACUGCUGCAUUGUGGAUUAUUAUCUGUCAAUUAACUCAAUAAAUUUUGUACAUUCGUUUUGUUUUUUUAUUCAUACUUGGUACAUUCAUGAAUGAGUGCUGUCGCAACGCUAUCAUAUUUGUAUUCUUAAUGUCUUUGCACUUUCAAUGAUUGGUACGUACUCCACAGCCACAAUGUAGCACACAUUCAAAUUUUGUACGUAAUCAUCAGGACUCAUUAACGAACAUGACACGGUGCGACAUUUGUGACGCUUUAAUUCAAAGUGCUUGUGUACAUCAUUUCAUUGAACAUUGUACUUUUUUGUGCGAUUGACAAUAAAUCAUAAUCCAGAAGCUGCAACAUCAACAUUCACAUCUAGGUAUAUAUACAUACAUAUCGUACAAAAUAUGAUAUUCAUUCAGAAAUACACGUUUUCAGGAAAUAUAUCAAUAUAUUCAGUGAAACUGUUAAAUCAUAUCAAAUGAUUUUUGUACUUUUUCUCAGUUACUUGGGCAGUUAUUGUCUUUUAUAAACUCCUUUUUUUUUUAAUUGUCUUUGAGGCGCAUGCAUUCCAUGUCCAGUCAUGUAGAAAUUUUGUGAUAGCGCCCUCAUAGUAUGAAUUGUGUAGUUGUCUAUGUACAUAUUUGCUGCUUCCAUCUCGUAUGUUUAAAGUGUACACCCAAAUUACUCUGUGAAAUGAAGAAGAUAAUUGUGUUUAUAAAAAAAAAUCUUUAUUUGCAGUAAAUAAAGUUAUCAUGAAUAUUGUCUGUCAGUUCAUGUGU